AAAUCUAUUGAGUAAAAUUUUUUAAUUAGUUCUUUAAUCAUAAGCCAUAGCUAUAGUCAUAUAGAUUUUCUUAUCUACCAUAAUAAUACAAUAUACUUAUUUACUAAUACCUAUAUUCGUAUAUAUUCAGUUCCAUACACAUAACUUACGUUCCAUAAGCUUCUUUUGUAAUCGAUUAGAAGUAAUAUUCCUCAUUGUUGCUAAUACGGGUUUUGCAACUACAUAUAGGACCACUUAAACAUUUAAACAAAAACACGAAUCAUUUUAUUAUUUUUUUUCUGUGCUCGUCUAAAUUCAUAUUUUGAAAUAAAACAAUUCAAUCUGAAAUAAUUAAUAAAUCAAGUAAUUCAUAUUCAACUAAUUCAAUAGAUAUCCCUUAUUAUCAGAUUUAUUACCAAGAAACAAUAUCGAAUUCAAAGAUUAUAAAUCAUAAAAGAUGGGUCUUUUAGUAUCUAAAUUAUUUAAAAAUCGAGAAUUAAGAAUAUUAAUGCUUGGCUUAGAUAAUGCUGGAAAAUCAACUAUAUUAUAUAAAUUGAAAUUAGGUAAAACAACUACUACAGUUCCAACAGUUGGUUUUAAUGUAGAAAAAGUGAAACAUAAAAACAUUUCAUUUGCUGUUUGGGAUUGUGGUGGACAAGAAAGAAUUAGACCACUUUGGAGACAUUAUUUUACUGGUACAAAUGCUUUAAUAUAUGUUGUUGAUUCUUCUGAUAUAGAUAGAUUAGAAGAAUCUAAAAAGGAAUUAUUAAGAGUCAUAAAUGAUAAAGAAUUGGUUAAUUGUUUAUUGAUUGUAUUGGCUAAUAAACAAGAUGUUCAAGGAGCUAUAAAACCAAAAGAAUUAAUUGAUAGAUUUUCAUUAAAUGACUUAUCAGCUGAUCAUACUUGGUCAGUAAUUCCAACUAUUGCAAUCGAUGGAACUGGUUUAGUUGAAACAUUAAAUUGGAUUUCAAGUCAUACUAAGUGAAAUAAAAUGAAAUGAAACGAAAUGAAAUACUUUUACUGUUCAUAUUAUGUAAUUACAAUUAACUACUUAAUUAGAUUAAUUGGUUCAACUUCUUCAAUUCCUCAAUUAUAAUCUUACAGCCAUUUAAAUCAAAUUAUGUUUAAUUAAUUCAAUUCUACUUUUAGAAAUUUACUUAUGCAUAUAUAUUUAUUUACUAUUUUAUAUUUUUCU
This is a messenger RNA of Scheffersomyces amazonensis, 1174 nucleotides long. It is a transcript of the gene ARF3, whose product is annotated as Arf3p. The transcript has a single exon. Bases 437 to 964 code for a protein of 175 amino acids. Gene Ontology annotation, biological process: vesicle-mediated transport; intracellular protein transport. The record is from RefSeq and is a predicted model, not a curated record. Gene Ontology annotation, cellular component: cytoplasm; plasma membrane. Gene Ontology annotation, molecular function: GTPase activity; GTP binding. Lineage: Eukaryota; Fungi; Ascomycota; Pichiomycetes; Serinales; Debaryomycetaceae.